This is a messenger RNA of Pundamilia nyererei, 3155 nucleotides long. RefSeq names its product alkaline ceramidase 2 (gene acer2). Gene Ontology annotation, molecular function: N-acylsphingosine amidohydrolase activity. Gene Ontology annotation, biological process: ceramide catabolic process; sphingosine biosynthetic process. The record is from RefSeq and is a predicted model, not a curated record. Gene Ontology annotation, cellular component: Golgi membrane. NCBI's taxonomy places the organism in Eukaryota, Metazoa, Chordata, Actinopteri, Cichliformes, Cichlidae. Bases 316 to 1146 code for a protein of 276 amino acids. The transcript has 6 exons.
CCGAAGAAGGAAGCAGGCAGGAGUGACUUCUCUUGCAGCCUGAGCACUCUUUGAGUCGCGGACUGAGCAGCUGUCAGUGGACGAAGCAGAGCGUCACGACGAGCAGGAGGCUUUGUGGAAGAAGGACGUUCUCAAAAUGCAGCUCCAUAACGAUUUCCCCAGUGUGUCACAGGCUCGAGUGGCCGAUACGUGCCACGACUCGGACGUUAGGAUCUAGCGUGCAGCCAGCGAGCCGACGGAUAGCGACUUUCCCCCCCUCGGUUGUUUUAUGUGCUGUCUGCUCGGCGCUGUCCAUCCGACAGAACUAGUUCAGACAUGAGUAACGUUAAUGUGAUGUUUUGGGACCAGUUGCAGGCUGGUAGCUCCGAGGUGGACUGGUGUGAAGGCAAUUACCUUAUUUACCCCAGCAUCGCUGAGUUUUACAACACGAUCAGCAACAUUUUGUUUUUUGUUUUGCCGCCGAUACUAAUGUGCCUGUUCCGCCAAUAUGCAAAACAUUUCAACAGUGGGAUUUACCUCAUAUGGAUACUGCUAGUUGUGGUCGGUAUUGGAUCGACUUAUUUUCAUGCCACCCUCAGCUUUCUUGGCCAAAUGCUGGACGAGCUAGCCAUAUUAUGGGUGCUCAUGUGUGCCAUAGCCAUGUGGUUUCCAAAGAGGUAUUUACCCAGGAUAUUCAGGAGGGAUCGGUCGAGAUUCAAAGUGGUCAUCGGCAUCUUAUCAGGGAUCACCACGGGGCUGGCCUUUGUGAAACCUGUUGUCAACUCGCUGUCACUGAUGACUCUGGGAAUCCCAUGUACCGUGCUGCUCAUUACUGAGCUGAAAAGGUGUGAAAACCCACGUGUGUUCAAGCUGGGCCUGAUCUCAGGGAUCUGGUGGGCGCUGGCUCUGCUUUGCUGGAUCAGUGACAGGAUAUUCUGCGAAGUGUGGUCAUCUGUCAACUUUCCCUACCUACACUGUGCUUGGCACAUCCUCAUCUGUCUGGCUUCCUAUUUGGGUUGCGUUUGCUUCGCCUACUUUGAUGUUGCUACCGAGGCACCGGAGCGAGGUCCCGUCAUCAUGUUCUGGCCCAGUGAGAAAUGGGCCUUCAUUGGUGUGCCAUAUGUCUCCCUACUCUGCGUCCAUAAGUCUACUAUAAAGGUGACUUAAAGCAACGCUGAUGCGUUCACACCGAGACACAGCAUCUGUGACUCACCUUGCAUCAACUGGUGCUCUUGUGACUUGAGGAUAUACGUGAUGCACGUCUUGAAAGGAUUUUGUAUUUGGCUCAUGUUUAUGCAACUCGGUCAAAGAACAACAGGUUGUUUUAGACGAUACACAACUACUCUUAAAUAUCAAAGCCAAGAAACCUUUACAGUGUUACAAACGUAUCUCAGGCUUUGCAUAAGACGUAUUUAAAAUCUCUUAAGAGUUUAAGUGUUAGUAUUUUACAUUUCAUACUUCUUUAAAGAGAAGAUUUUCUACAUUUUCUGGGAACUGAGAAAACCUCACUGUAAAGAGUUAUGUUGCCUUUACAAGAGUAAAAAACAUAGCACCUCAUGAGUGCAGUCAUGAAACCAUGUUUAGAAACAAUAAAGCACUGAAUUUAUUAACUGUGAUUAAUGCGUCACGCAUUAAAGUGUCACGUUGCUAAUACACUCAGCAAAUCAACAGCAAGCUUUAUUGGUUCAUAAAAUGUUACUAAAGCGUUACACAAAGGUCAUUUAUGCAAAGCCUUUGUGCUGUACGUCUGCCCGCCCGUGCUUUCAGGCUUUUUGCUGAAAAACAUCAGAAACACAUGGGACAUUUCUGCUACAGAUCUGUUCAGUUUUACUUUAAGGAUGCUACUGUAAUUUUUCUUUUUUUUUUAGAAUAGUAAAUGAGGAAAGUGUUUAAUAUAUACCUGUAUAUAUUUCCUAAUUAAAUAGGCAAUAAUACUCUCAAGAAAAUAAUACCAUUCAUAUAUUAGUGAAUGACCAGGUACCUUUUUAAUAUUGGCACCCAAUGUAGAAACCCAAAAAUCUGAAUGUGACGUGAACGUAGCAUUUUAAGAUAUAAUAUCUACAUUUAUUUAAUCAAACAAUUAGCUUGCUUGUGUUUAGCCUCUAAUCCCGAAUGUUUUUGCUUUCAACCCAGACUUCUCAACUGACCUUCAGGGCUAUUAUUAUUUCAAACUUUGUUUGGCCUUAAACACUAAAUAAUGGAUUCCAAAGAAGAAUGAAGGUGAUUGUGCUUUGCAAUUUUAGAAAAUGUUUGGAAAGAAGAUGCCAAACCAUCCGGUAUCUGCUAGCAGUUGUAGUCUUUGGAGGUAUGAUUUGUUAAUUUCUCCGUCCAAAAGCUAAAACUUUAAUUUUCUUUUUAUUUGGCAAAAAAGGAAAAAAAAUGCAUACAGGAUACAAAAGGGAUGUAUUUUGAAUGCUGCAGACCAAAUCCCUGAAACACAAAGCUCUCCAAAGCAUUUUUUUCUUUUUUACUUUGUUGGACAUGCUCCUGAAAUCUGCCUCUAGCCGUUUAACUAAUAUCAUUUUACCCCUGUCCUCCCACAGAGGACUCUGGGAACUCAAACAACCAAAAUAACUUGUGCAAUCAUGAAAGGUCAAAUGAAUCAUGUUUUACAAAGAAAACAAGUAUUUUGGUGAUAUUCUGAAGCAAUAGUUUUGUAACAACAUGAUGUAUUUUCUUAUUAUAAACCGUUUAUAUUUUUCUACGUGAAGUGCAGCCAAAGGUGAAGGUGAAUAAUUUUGAUAUAGCAUUAUUACUAACUUUGUUGAUAAACAUUUUUAAUGUAUCUUCAUGAGAAGCCUUUUGGGUGGAAUGGAAAAUGUUAACAAUGCAAUGAGUACAUAAAACUGUGCUGCAAAUUAUACAGGGAAACGAUGACGGUGGGUUUGUUGAGUGAUGAUACUUGGGAAGUAAGUCAGUGAAUUAGUAUCAGAUCAAGGACUUUGAAAGCAGCAGCCUCUUUCUGUCUGCAUCAUGAAGGUUGUCUUGGCUAUGACUUAAUGUGUUUUUAUUAACCUACAUGUAUGUAGAUCUCAGCAUUUCUCUGCCUGCUUUGACAGUGCAAAUAAACUGCACAGAAAUAUUUAUUUUCAUUAUUGAUCCUUUUUUUGUAAAUGAAUAUGUGUAAUAGAUUAGAUAAUUAAUAUAUUAUUUUAUGCAAUAAAACUCAAUAAAUC